CGCCACCGGCCUUGGGGUGGAAUUCGGUACGUUGCUGAGCAUCUUCUCAGCCGGGUUUGUUUGCGGGUUGUCGGUAGGAAGCCGGCCAGAGCCCGGGAUCACUACUGGGAGAUGCACAAGAAUGACUCAAGUGGACUUUGCCUGCAGUACAUUGUAAAGUAUAUCGAGUGAAUUGAUUUCAUAUGGCUACCUCCAGGAAACAUAGAGACUCGAUUCAACAGCAGACCAGCACAAUAGAUUCUGAUGUACAGGGAGGAAGCUAUUGUGAAACUGAGUGGCAAACUCCAAUACUUUCGGAAAAGUUUCAACGCAGGACGGAAAGGCGACCCAGUACAGCUGACAGUGGGGACACAGCUUUGGGAACAUCUUGUUCUGAUAGCACAGACGAUUUCUGCAGCUCCAGUGGGUGUUCCUCCUUCAAACCCAUCCGCUCACAGUCCAUCAUCCCCACUGCUCAUGUCAUGCCUUCCACCUCUGGUAACCCUUCAUCUAAUCUACAUCCAGUGGGCGAUCCAGGCUUCAGUUCUGUCUCUGUGCAGCCAAGUGGUCUCUCUGACACAAAAGAUCAAAGAUCUGGAAAACAUUGGUCUUCGUUGCCCAAGUUGAAUGCGAUCGAAGUUUCCAACUUUGGGACGAGGGCCAGUGAAAUGGAAGAAUCUUCUACCGGUGUUAAAUCUUUGCCUGCAGAUUCAACAAACAUCUACAGACCUACGUUGAAUGUGCUUGACUACUCCUAUCCAAAUACUGAACACCAGAGAUUGGAGAUGGUACGAAAAUUUGAAACUCCUAACAUUGAACCAACCUUGAAUCAGUCUGCUUUUUUGGACACUAUCUGUGAUGACCCUCGGUACAGGUUCCGGGAAUGUAGCAAGGGUGAGGUACCUCAUAACAUCAAUGGUGCUGGAGGCAAGGAUAACUGCAGUAACCACAAUAUGACUUUUAAAUCCUUGCCUGAGAGCAAAACUGCCGACAGUGGCUUGUUAGGACCGAGAACUUGUUUGCGACCUAAUGGUGGAGGCUCUGUUCCUGAAGGGCUCCAUAGUUUACAAGCCCAGCAAACACCUUGGGCUCCGCUGUGGCUAAGGGACCGAGCACGUGGGAAACAGUUUGACGUCCGCUGUAACGAUAGAUCUUGUGACCUGACGGCAUGGCAGCAGGAGCAGUUGGAAAGCCUGAGGCUACAAGUAGAGCAAAUGCAGUUUUUGAACCAUGGAUCCCAGCAAUACCCUAUGGCCUAUUCCACUUUUGCACAUCAGGAACCGAACAAAUGGGACCCACUGAUAAAAGCAAAUGAAAGCUUGUUGAAAGAGAAGGAGAUGGUUAUAGAAAGGCAGAAACAACAGAUCAGUCAGCUGGAGCAGAAGAUGAGGCAGAGCGAGCUACAGAUGCAUAGUGCCCUGCUGGGCCAUCCAGUUCCACUUAGCGAUGUUUGCAUACUCCGACUGCAGGAAUCUCUACGGGAAAAUGCUUUCCUGCGGUCCCAGUAUGCAGAACGGACAGAAACAUUGAAUAACGAAAAAUUGGAGAUGGAGAAAAAGCUAUCGGCGACGGAAGUAGAGGUUCGUCGACUGAAUGAAAGUCUCAAAGAAAAUACACAGAAGCACGUGGAUGAUAUGAAGAGAAUGGAAGAAAAGGUCCGAGGCCGUGACAAACACAUCAACAACCUGAAACGAAAGUGUCAGAAGGAGGCAGAACAGAACAGAGAGAAGCAACAACGCAUUGAAACUCUAGAGCGGUACCUGGCAGAUCUGCCCACCCUGGAUGACUAUCAGAAGCAGAGUAGACAGCUGAAGGAUGUGGACCUGCGAUGUGAGUUGCUGCAGAGUACGGUGCUUGAUCUGGAGGCCAAACUAGGGGAAGCUCGAGCGCGAUGUCGUGAAAAGGACAGCAUCCUGGAGAAGCAGAAACAGAAAGAGAUGGAGCUGGUCUCCACAGUUCAUGGCCUGCAGGAGAAAGUCGCAAAGUGUCUGGAAGAUGGCGUGAGGUUGCCAAUCAUGGAUGUAGAGAAACUGAAAUGUGAGAGCAACAACCUCAAGGGAGAUUACGAACGGGCCAUGAAGAUUAUAGAUAAACAACAGAAGAAAAUGGAACAGCUCACCUCACAAAUACAGACCCUAGAGGAGCAUGUGGCACAAGAAGAAGGGACAAGUCAGGGUCUUCGUGAGGAGCUAUCUGGGAAGGAGAAUGGAUCACAGUUACUGAGGAAGGCCAUGAAAGAGCUUUCUGCCCAGAAUCAGGAGCUGAUUGAAAGGAACUUGACGCUUCAGGAACAGUUGGGACAAUUGGACCAGAGCAAGCAACUACCAUCUGAAAGCAUGCAGCUGUUGGAGAGGCUGCAUCAAGAGCUGGCUAGAAGUUUGCAUGACCUACAGGCAAUCUGUAACAUCCUCACGCAGAGAGCCCAAGGCAAAGACCCUAACCUCUCUCUCCUGCUCGGGAUCCAGUCGAUGCAUUAUUCCAGUGCAGAAGAGGGGGACUGGCAGAACAUGGAGCUACUGACCAAGAGACUGACUGAAGUGAGGCAGCUGGGCAGAGACAUCGAUGAGUUGAGAACUAGGAUAUCGGAUCGAUAUGCUCAGGACAUGGGAGACAACUGCAUUACGCAGUGAAUGUGUGCAAUAGGGAGUGGGUGGGGGGCGUGGGUUUGAAGGACACUGCACUUAUCUUUGUGUUGGACAUUCUGGUAAAUGCCUUGAUUGAAACCAGUUGAGGAAAGAGGUUCACAAACUUGUUACAGUACGGUUUCCCUGUAAGAUAUGGACAGAGGUAAUUUAGUUACAGCUGCAUCACUUGCAUCUGCUUUAAUGCAGUAAACAGGCAACCACCUUCCUGUGUGUCUUUCGGUAAAUAUUCAAACUACAGAACAAGUGCUUGCUCACUCACUUUGCAAGCAAUCCUCUUGUUUCUAACGAUUGUGGCAGUAUUUCCAGCAACAUGUGUAGUAACUAACUUCAAAGGCAAAAUACUGCGGAUGCUGAAAAUCUGGAUUAAAACUCAAAUGCUGGGAAUGGUCAGCUGCCUGGUAGCAUCUGUAGAGAGAGAAAAACAGUUAAAGCUUCUGGUCGGAUGGCUUUCAUUAGAACUAAAAAAAACUAAAACAUUACCUCUGUUUCUCUCAUCACAGAUGCUGGCUGGCCUUAUGAGUGUUUCCAGCCUUUUCUGUUUUAAUUUUUGUACAGUUUCUGUGUUUAAUGCCAGUUCCUAGAUUGGCUGCAAUUCUUUCAGCUUCUAAACUUCAGUUGGAGUUGGCAAUGAGAACGUAAUCCAAGGAGUAGGCAAUUGGGUAUUUUGAGAGGAGUGGUGCAAUUAGCCAUUUUGGGAGAUGUGGGCUAAAUUUGCAGACAGCUGUGAUAAUCUUUAUGUAAAUUGAUUCUUAGGUGUGCAGUUUUUCUAGAUAUAAAGGAGUGGGUUGCUUUAAUCGACAAUUUAAACAAAUCAACAGGAGAGGUGGGAAUUAAUAGAUGUAGGUUAGGGUUAAAAGGCCUUCAUUUAACCAAAGAAUUAUGAUAUUUCCUAGUGAGCAUGUCCUGACCACUACUGGUGAUACUGGGGCAGAGUGGGGUGGAGCAGGCUGGAAUAGAAUGGAUGUGUGCAAUCACCCUGAUCUGUAUUGACUGAAACUGGAGUGUAGUUAUCCCCAGUACUUUCAUUUUUAAACUUGUAUUUUUUAAAAAUGGUGAACAUGCCUCUCAUCUAAGUGAAGCAUCUUUGCCCAGGGAAUGGACCACUUCCAGGACCCAGUGCCUUUAUUGUGCAAUACCAGGUCAGGAAUAGAUGUAUCCUGCAGCUUUUUACCCUCUCCUGCCAAUGUUCGCAAACUUCCUAAUUGUACCUGUCUGAUGUUUGUUUCCCACAGACCUAAGAGAAAAUUGGGAACCUUGGGGACUGAAUUGAGACCACCCCCAUUGUGCCCACAACUAAAAUUAGAUCCUAAAUUGUGCAGAAACUUGAAUCAAGAAAUUAUUUUAAAUGGAUUGUGAGCUUUCAGUGGCCCUGAGAAUCUCUGAAUUGGACCACACUCUGUUGCAGUGUUGAGAGAUUUUCAAAGCACUUGCACUGACUGCACUGCUGUAGUACGAAGAGGACCCAGAGAAAGCAUGUCACUGCUGCAGUGCUUGAUUACGCAUCUAUUACCAUUAAUCAUGCAGAAAAAGUCACUGAAAAUAGUGCAGCAUUUAGCCUUUUGUAAAGUGCAUUCAGCGAAUUCCAUGGGCCAGGUUCAAUCAGUGUUCAUUUAUUGGACCAGGCAAUGCUGCACACUGCAUGUGUAAGAUCUUUGCAUUUCCAUAAGGAGGGUACUAACUGAUUCAUUGUUUUUAUUCAGGCUGAUUAAACUAUAUGAAAGGGGAUACUGUAAUUCGCAACUCAUUCAAUACUGUAAAAGAUUUCCUAAUUGAAUCACUCAAUUUUUAGAUGGGCAGACCUUGUUUUCAGUUGAUUUCCAGCAUUCGCAGGUUUUUGAAAUCCAUGGGAAAUCUGUUGUGCAUCUGUAUUCUUAAAUAUAAGCUAAAAAGAGCCACUCAUCUCUAAGUAAUACUGACCUCUCGCCUUGUCCAGUGUCCUGCUGAUUGAAAGUUUUCCUUUGUAUAAUGUCUUAUGCAAACACUGGCCAGUUUCUGAACUUCUACCCAGCUUUGAUUUUAUUUCCUUUUUCAUAAUGAAAAAUAUAAAGAUUUCAGAAUACUGAAUAGUUCACAUGUGAAGCGACUGGAAAGUGUGGCCUGCAAAUGGAGCCACAGCUCAGGAUAUCUCAUCUCUGCAUUUUAUCGGAAUAGGAUCAGUGUGAAGGAGUCAACCUCUCACUGUCUUGCUUUGCCUUGAAAAGACAACUGUUUGUACUAAUUUUAUUACAAUUUUUGUACAUUUUUGAUGUAAGAAUUAUUUAUAAAUUUCGUACAUGUACUUACAUUUGUAUUUACAAAUAAAAUUUUCUAUUUAACUGGU
Molecule: messenger RNA, 4944 nt
Organism: Carcharodon carcharias (great white shark)
Lineage: Eukaryota; Metazoa; Chordata; Chondrichthyes; Lamniformes; Lamnidae
Gene: cep85
Product: centrosomal protein 85
Exons: 15
Coding region: 183-2609 (808 amino acids)
Cellular component (GO): centrosome
Source: RefSeq, a predicted model, not a curated record